AUGGCUUGUAAUAAAUUUUCGUCAUCCGCUUCGAAACAACAGUCAUGUCGUGACUGUUUCAAGACAAAAUUAGAACCAGUCUCGUCGAUUGCAGUCUAUCAACAAACACGUUCAAGUCCUUGGUCAAUGAAUCUUCAGUCACAUGAUAAAUCACAAACUGCAUGUAACUAUUUCUUACCAUCUCCAUGGCAACAGCACAAGUGUCGCGAAUGUUUCCAAGGGAAAGAUGCACAUGCAAUAGCACCACUGUUUCCAGUCACAGUCGAGACCUCUGAAACAAUUAGACCACCAGUUCGGAAGCCAUUAAUGACAAAUCAAGUGAUACCAACUACAGAGUCAACACCUGCAGCAUUUCAUGAACCAUCAUCAGCAAGAGAGGAACAUGUGCUAUUAGCAGAGAGUAAUACAAUCUACACUACGGGUGAUUAUUCAGUCUCAGAUUUCACAGAUGACAGUAUUUCUUCUAUUGAUGAUAACUGCGAUUCAACAUCAGCUUCAAUUCCCAUAAAACCUGUACACAUUAAGAUGGAUAUAGAAGCGAAGAAACUGUCACAACACCUUACUCCUUGUCGUUAUGGUUCAAAAUGUUAUCGAAGAAAUCAGAUGCAUUUCGAACAAUAUUCUCAUCCAGAACCACUUAAACGUCCAGACGAGCCUCAGCAAUAUCGACCGGAAGCCAAUAUGGAACAUGUGGAGAAACGAAAAACAAUAAUUGAACGAAUUAUGACAUCGAUUAUUCAUUUAAAAAAUCGAAAUAACUACUUUGAAAAUGAAAAUGAUAAAUUAUAUUCAAAUAUAUUGAAAAUGACUGAAAAUAAAGAAAUGUUGCAUCAAGAGUUAAGUCACGACAUAGAUAAACGAGAAAAAUGCACGGUAGAACACAAACAAAUAUUUACUAUAGACUGUAAUACACCAUUCUAUCGGGGCUUAAACGCUCUAUCGAAACCCUAUUGUGAAAUCGUUAUACCACAAAAUACAAACGAAUUUAGUGUGUGUAGUGAUCUUUUAAAUUUAACAAUUGAGACACAUGGUAAUAAAUUUGGUACAAUUUGUGGGAAAGAUCCAACGGAAUUUAUUAUCACGAAAAUUAGUCGAAUCGAAAAUGCUGAACUAUGGCGAGAGUAUUGUCUUAAAAAAGUAAGAACAACUGUCGAAAUAGUUUUACCUGCUAAAACCCUGCUAGUCAACAAAGAUUUUCAUGUGUAA
Didymodactylos carnosus is the source of this 1206-nucleotide messenger RNA. NCBI's taxonomy places the organism in Eukaryota, Metazoa, Rotifera, Eurotatoria, Philodinida, Philodinidae. The record is from the annotation of a GenBank genome assembly.